Messenger RNA from Cladophialophora yegresii CBS 114405, 873 nucleotides. RefSeq lists its product as uncharacterized. The transcript has 2 exons. Bases 1 to 873 code for a protein of 290 amino acids. The record is from RefSeq and is a predicted model, not a curated record. Lineage: Eukaryota; Fungi; Ascomycota; Eurotiomycetes; Chaetothyriales; Herpotrichiellaceae.
AUGGAUCGGCCUCAUGGCGUUCUUGCACUAAUCAUCCAAAUCAUUCUCGUCUUUACGACGUCGUGCAUCCAGACCAGUCAAGCGGACUCGACCGUCUCCAUCACUGCUCAGCCAGCCUUUAGCUCCGUUCGGCCUUGUGUCCAACACUGCAUCUGGUGCGGCGAAUACUGGCUGAUCAAUUGCCCUGGCAGUGCUAUCGGCCUCAACAACGUCUUGUCCGCCGGCUUGGACUCGUUGUUCUGCCGGACAGAUCUACAAUCCACAGCCUCAUCUUACCUGACGUCAUGCAUCUACUCCGGCUGCACGACCAACACUGUUGACCUCCAGGACGGGCUAUCAUUGUAUAACGGCUACUGCCAUAUCGAUGGAGCCAGCUUGAACGACUAUCCGACUCUGACCAGCUCAUCCAAGUCUCCAACCACCUCUCAGACGGCCCCGUCUGCGGACACGAAAACCGCCACAACGCUUACGACCGUCGAUGGCAAUCCCUCUUCGACUUCAGACUCGUCGAGAGCCACUUCAGAGGCCUCGCCAGGGAACACGCCCACCACAGUGGUCACCAGCACUGUGACGGCUACAUCCGAGCCUUCAUCCACUGCAGCAAGAUCAACUACUCCCACAACAUUCUCCACUAUACACACCGCCACGUCGCACACGACGCUAACUGUGUCUCCCACGGGUGACAUCAGCUCCGUGAGCAGUCCUACAGAAACCCGGACCGGCGGCGGCGCGGACAGCGACACCGGCAAGAAAGUAGCAAUCGUGUGCUCUGUCUUAGGUGUUCUCUUCGCUUUCCUCGCACUGUUCACUGGCAGAAGGUGGUGGAAGAAGAGGAAGCAAGGGGACGAUGCAGAACACGUCAUUAGACGGUAA